Oxyura jamaicensis (ruddy duck) is the source of this 1292-nucleotide messenger RNA. RefSeq names its product olfactomedin 2 (gene OLFM2). NCBI's taxonomy places the organism in Eukaryota, Metazoa, Chordata, Aves, Anseriformes, Anatidae. The record is from RefSeq and is a predicted model, not a curated record. The coding region runs from base 15 to 1004 and encodes 329 amino acids. The transcript is spliced from 3 exons. Gene Ontology annotation, biological process: signal transduction.
AGCUCAAGGACAAGAUGACGGAGCUGCUGCCGCUGCUGCCCGUGCUGGAUCAGUACAAGGCGGACACGCGGCUGAUCGUGCACCUGAAGGAGGAGGUGAGGAACCUCUCCGGGAGCCUGCUGGCCAUCCAGGAGGAGAUGGGCGCCUACGACUACGAGGAGCUGCAGCAGCGGGUGCUGAUGCUGGAGGCGCGGCUGCACGCCUGCAUGCAGAAACUGGGCUGCGGGAAGCUGACAGGCGUCAGCAACCCCAUCACCAUCCGCGCGUCGGGCUCCCGCUUCGGGUCGUGGAUGACCGACACGAUGACGCCCAGCGCCGACAGCCGGGUCUGGUACAUGGACGGCUACUACAAGGGCCGGCGCGUGCUGGAGUUUCGGACGCUGAACGACUUCGUCACGGGGCAGAACUUCGUGCAGCACCUCCUGCCUCACCCCUGGGCCGGCACGGGCCACGUGGUCUUCAACGGGUCCCUCUACUACAACAAGUACCAGAGCAACGUGGCCGUCAAGUACCAUUUCCGCUCGCGCAGCGUGCUGGUGCAGCGCAGCCUGGCCGGCGCCGGCUACAACAACACCUUCCCCUACUCCUGGGGGGGCUUCUCCGACAUCGACUUCAUGGUGGACGAGAGCGGGCUCUGGGCCGUCUACACCACCAACCAGAACGCCGGCAACAUCGUGGUGAGCCGCGUGGACCCGCAGACGCUGGAGGUGCUGCGCAGCUGGGACACGGGGUACCCCAAGCGCAGCGCCGGCGAGUCCUUCAUCAUCUGCGGCACGCUCUACGUCACCAACUCCCACCUGGCCGGCGCCAAGAUUUACUUUGCCUACUACACAAACACUUCCAGCUACGAGUACACGGAUAUUCCCUUCCACAACCAGUACUCCCACAUAUCCAUGCUGGACUACAACCCGCGGGAGAGGGUGCUCUACACCUGGAACAACGGCCACCAGGUCAUCUACAACGUCACGCUCUUCCACGUCAUAAAGACGUCGGGCGAGCUGUGACCCCCGCGCCGGACUCCUCUGCUCGCCCCGUUCCUGCUCUUUAUUUUUCUACGCCUCUCUCGGGGACGGAGCCUUCCUCCUCCUCUUCUUCAACGAUUUAUUUAUUUAUUUUUUUUACAUUUCUUUGGUUUCUCCCCGCGGUUCACGGCGCAUGGAUCUCUUCUGCCUUCAUUUGAGCUCGCCUUGGUUGGUUCUGUUUUUUUUUUUUUUUUUUUUUUUUUUUUCUUUUCUUUUUCCCCGAUUUUCUUUAUUUUGACGGCAAAUAAAAGCAGUCUCUUUGACAUUUGA